Neltuma alba is the source of this 1563-nucleotide messenger RNA. RefSeq names its product carboxypeptidase B2. Gene Ontology annotation, biological process: proteolysis. The coding region runs from base 163 to 1479 and encodes 438 amino acids. Gene Ontology annotation, molecular function: metallocarboxypeptidase activity; zinc ion binding. The transcript has 11 exons. The record is from RefSeq and is a predicted model, not a curated record. NCBI's taxonomy places the organism in Eukaryota, Viridiplantae, Streptophyta, Magnoliopsida, Fabales, Fabaceae.
AAAUUUUCGCAGAAAAGCUGCCUGGUUCAUCACAUUCACCCUCCACCGUCAUAUAUUCUUCAACUGGUCCGAGCAUGGACGAGGAAAUCCCUGAACUCGUUAUACUUAGGACGUAACUAGAGAGACGAAAACAAAAUUUCUGUCGCUACUCCUGGUCUUAGCAUGGGUGAUCUAUUUUCUCUCUCAUCUUUUUGGUUCGCAAUCAACAUCUGUUUUUGUGUUUUUUCGCAAGUUCCCGUCGGGGCAAAUGGCGAAGCUAACAAUCUCGCUCAACCUUCCUCCACGCCAAUCAACUAUGAUCUCUACCAUUCCAGUGGCGAUUUGAUGGAAGAGAUCAAGGCGUUGGUCCAUCGUCACCCUGAUAAACUCACUAUGGAGACAAUCAAAGCUAGAAAUAAGGGCUAUAGUGCUGAGGUCACGGUGGUUACUUAUUGCCAAGGCAAGAGAGAGAAUCAUGAGCAGUCAAAAUUUAGAAUCCUUUUGAGUUUUGGGCAGCAUGGAAGGGAGCUGAUUACUUCGGAACUUUCUUUAAGGAUUUUGUCAAUUCUUAGUGAAGAACGGUUUCUUCCUAGUAUGGAUCAAGCAUCCUUAAAUGGUACACUUGACAAUCUUGUAAUAAAGAUGAUCCCUAUGGAAAAUUUGAACGGCCGCAAACUUGUUGAAUCAGGAGAUUUCUGCGAGAGAAGAAAUGGCAGAGGAGUUGAUCUCAAUCGAAAUUGGAGUGUAGAUUGGGGCAAAAAGGAGAAGGAUUAUGAUCCAUAUGAGGAGAAUCCUGGAGCUGCUCCUUUUAGUGAGCCUGAAACUCAAAUUGUUCGGAAGCUUGCCUUAUCAUUUGAUCCACACAUAUGGAUUAAUGUGCACUCUGGAAUGGAGGCUCUUUUUAUGCCAUACGAUCAUAAAAAUACAACCCCUAAUGGAUUGCUGUCACAACGGAUGAAGUUAUUGCUUGAAGAAGUAAACCAUCUUCAUUGCCAAAAACGUUGCACGACUGGGUCCGGUGGUGGUUCUGUUGGGUAUUUGGCUCAUGGGACAGCAACAGAUUUCAUGUAUGAUAUUGUGAGAGUUCCCAUGGCUUUUACAUUUGAGAUAUAUGGAGACGGAUCAGCCUCAUCAAAAGACUGUUUUAAAAUGUUUAAUCCCACUGACGCCUUUAGCUACAGCAAAGUCCUCAAUGAUUGGUCAGCGGCAUUCUUUGCAAUUUUCAAAUUGGGCCCUUCCCAGCUUGGCGAAAUACAUUCAAAUGCAUCCGUCUCCAAGUUGGAUAAAUGGGUAUCGAUAGAUGAAUAUCUAGAUGGGUAUUUGGUGGAGAGGAGAAAUAGGUAUGACAAGAAGAUAGAGGUGAUUGAGCUUGGAAUGCAAGAGAUAAGAACAUAUUUUAGGCUUUUCUUGUUAUCUUCAGUUUUGCUAAUGUUCAUGUUCUGUUCAAGAAUUUCAAAAAGCAAGUAUAGUAGACCCAUUGUCUCUGCCGUGGCCCUCUAAAUUUAUCAUUUGUACGUAGGGCUUGAUUUGUACAUCCAAUUUUGACAAACUCUUAUUUAUUCCAUUGUCUGUUUUACUAUGAAA